Molecule: messenger RNA, 2233 nt
Organism: Athalia rosae (coleseed sawfly)
Lineage: Eukaryota; Metazoa; Arthropoda; Insecta; Hymenoptera; Athaliidae
Gene: Prim2
Product: DNA primase large subunit
Exons: 8
Coding region: 403-1917 (504 amino acids)
Biological process (GO): DNA replication, synthesis of primer
Cellular component (GO): alpha DNA polymerase:primase complex
Source: RefSeq, a predicted model, not a curated record
CAGGGCGCGAUUCCAUGGAGCGGUGGACCGCUUUAAUACUACGAUUAGCGUAUUGCACUUGACGCGGGAUCUCCUUGGCGCAACGCGAAGUACGUCUUCCGGAUCGUGGGAAGAGUGCACCUAACAAUCGCGAGUAUCGCGCUGUUUGAAAAUGUCGAGAAAGCAUAGUUCAGGAAGAUAGCUUUCGCGUUUGCGGAGCUUUACUCUGUGUUACAAUUUUUUACUCGCUCAAAAUUACCGGUCUAUAAAUUAUUUGCAAUCAAACGUUCUGCAUCUCAAAAAAAAAAAAAAAAAAUAGCCACGAAAAAAGAAGACAAACAAACUAAUUCGGAGAUUUUCAGGUUGGGUGCCCGAUCAAAAUUUCAAGAUAUUAAAGACGGGUCACCAUAAUCGCAGUGCGCAAUGGAUUUUAUGAGAAGAACCUCUCGAGUCACACCAAAAAUUGCGAGUCUCCAAGAGAUUUAUCCUCAUGAUCUACAAUUCUACAGAAUACCACCCUCUGGUCGGAUAACUCUUGAUGAGUUCCAUCAACUGAGUAUGGAAAGAAUGAAAGUUCUGCGUAUAAUUGAAUCAGUACACAUACAGUCGGAUAUUACACCGGAUCAGCGGCUACCUAUCAUUAUCAGCCAACUAAGAAAUGAUAAGACUUUGUAUCAUUAUGUUAAACUCCUAAAGACGACUGGGAGCGAUGUUCCAAAUGAAGCACAGUUAAUAGCAAGGCAGCGAGAUCACACUUCUCACUUCAUCUUACAUUUAGCGCACUGCUUAACUGAUGACCUGAAAAGGUGGCUUAUUGCUCGAGAGGUGGAAUUGUUCAAAUUACGAUACCGCAACUUGAGUUCUGAAGCUAUUCAGCAGUUCCUGAAAAUCAACGAUCUGAAUUAUGUACCUAUAUCGCAAAAUGACAAAGAUGAUAUUAAGCAGUAUCUUUGCCAAUCUACAUGGGGUCAUUCAGAAGCGAAUGUUGAUGUAACUAAUUUUUAUAAAGUAUCUUUUGACGAAGUGGGAGACCUGGUCAAAAGCAGAAAAGUUUAUGUCAAAAGUGGCUUUGCUUACAUUCCAGAAAAAGAACUUGUUACGAUAUUUGUAACAAUAUUUAGAAUCCAACUAGCUCAAGCGCUAGCAUGCACCAGGCGAGGAAUACCUAUGUUGCAUACUGAUGAGAGAAUUCGGAGCUUCAUGAAAAACUUUCAUAACUGCUACAUGGGUGAUGACUAUCUCGAUAACAACGGCCCGAAUAUUCCUAUAGAAAAUCUAGAUGCGUUAUCAAAAACGUCAUAUCCUCUGUGCAUGCGAGUUAUGCAUGAAACGUUGCGGUCGAAACACCAUCUAAAACACGUAGGUCGGCAACAGUAUGGAUUAUUCCUAAAAGGGAUUGGUGUUUUGUUGGAGGACGCGCUCCGCUUUUGGCAGGAAGAAUUUUGCAAAGUGAUGGAACCUGACAAAUUUGAAAAGACCUAUGCGUACAACAUAAGGCAUAAUUUUGGGAAAGCAGGAAAACGUACAAACUACACCCCUUACAGUUGCAUAAAAAUCAUCACCUCAAAUGUUGGCCCAGACCAAAUUCACGGAUGCCCAUUUAAAGAAUUAGAUGCCUUGUCGCUGAAGAAAAAGAUGCUGAGUUAUGGUCUAACUGAAACUGUUGUGCAAGAUGUAGCACACUAUGCCCAGAAAAAACAUUAUCAAAUAGCUUGUACCAGGUACUUUGAAGCUGUACAUAAGUGCCCAUCACUGAACACAGUCAUGCAUCCAAAUACCUAUUUCAAAGAAAGCCAGAAGUUACUAAACGGUGGAAAUCCAGCGCCUGCUAAAAGACAACCGUUGAACCAGAGUAAUCUAAAAAAAAAAUACGAGCGUGAAGAUUAUACAGAUUAUUUGGAUGGUAUGUUCUCUGAUUUCGAUGAUGAUAGCAAAUAAUAUUCAAGUGACUGUAUGUGCUCUUAUGUGUAUGUGAUACCAUGGCCUCGUGAAUAGUCUCCAUAUGAAAUACGACGAUUAGGAGUGAAAUUUGAAUGAUAUUGGACUGCCCUCUUUUAUUUUAACAUAUUUUGAUUGCCUUUCUGCGGCUGGACCCACAGUAGCCAAAACAGCCCGCUGCCAUUCAAGAGACCGAUACUAGUUUGACUUUAACUCAAUGAUUCUUUUAUGGAGACUGUCCUCGCUAUGACGCGGUCCAAGCACACUGUGUUUUGAAUUUUUGUAAAAGUAACAUUAUAAAUUAUAUUUUUUAAAA